Penicillium expansum is the source of this 765-nucleotide messenger RNA. RefSeq lists its product as uncharacterized. NCBI's taxonomy places the organism in Eukaryota, Fungi, Ascomycota, Eurotiomycetes, Eurotiales, Aspergillaceae. The record is from RefSeq and is a predicted model, not a curated record. The coding region runs from base 1 to 765 and encodes 254 amino acids. The transcript has a single exon.
AUGUCUGAGCCGCAGUGGUUUAAUGUUGGCCCACUUCACGUCGGUUCUCACGGUAUUAUCCCGCUCCCAAUACGCACCCCCAAGGUUCAUCUUCUAAGCUCCUACUUUGAUGAUGCCCAUGACCUCCUAAGCUCAAAGGCAAAGGAUGCCAUUGAACUGCCAGUUCUCACUCCGGACGGUCCGACCGAUCCAUUCUAUAAAGUUGUCAUCCCAAGGCGCGUGCACGAGGAAUUGGAAAACAUUUAUAUGAUAAAACAUGACCCGGUGCACGAGGAACGUCGCUACACGAUUUGGAUCGGCUUUGACUUGGAUAGAUUUGGACCUAUCAAAACCCCAGCGAGAUUCUUCCAGGCGCUCGAUAUGGCGCUUUUGUCCGAGAAAGUGAUCGUGCAAGAUACUACAGCUCUAGAAGGGCGACAUAUGCCUAACCGUGCAGUAUGGAUGGCAAUGUAUGGAUAUUUCGGGAAUUGGUAUAAGCCAGAGGAAAGAAAAUGGGCUAUCUUGGCCGCAAAGAGGCAUAUACGCCUCCUUAAGAAGCUUCAUGAGCGAGCAGAUUUGCGGCUUGUGGAUGAGAAGCGCAACGAACGAACAUGUGCACCAUCUGAAGCAAAUCCUGAAAUCGUCGCAUGCUGGGACUUUACUCCAAACUGUCGCCGCCCGGCUGAAAGGUACAUGAUAUUUCCCGAACUUUUUAAGGAGAAAUAUAAAAUGACGGCGAAGGGAAAGGAAAGCGAAAAGCAUACACAUGGUUGUGCGCAUGCUUAG